CAAGUAAUUUGUAAACCAUUUCAAAUUGUUGUUUUGCACACCGUAAGAUUUUAGUUUGGAUAAAAGAAUAUUAUGAUUGACAGUAUCAAAAGCCUUUGAGAGAUCAAUGAAUAUCCCUAGUGUAAACAACCUUUUAUUAAAGGAUUCCGAUAAUUCACUUACCAAUUCUAUGACUGCAUGGUCCGUCGAAUGGUGCUUUUGGAAACCAACUUGUUUGUCAUAUAAAAUAUUAUUUUGUACUAGAUGGUCGUAGAGACGGUUAUACAUUAUUCUCUCAAAAACUUUCGAGAAACAUGGCAAUACGGAAAUAGGUUUAUAAUUAGUAACAUCGGAGUUUUCUCCUGAUUUAAAUAUUGGUGUCACUCUAGCAUUUUUUAAUUGGUCUGGCAACUGUCCAUACUUUAAGGAAAUACUAAAGAUAUAGAAUAGAGAUGGUUUAAUAAUAUCAUAACAUCUUUUUGCAAUAUUUACACUAAUAUCUUCAAGCCCUGGAAUUUUGUUUGGUUGUAAUGAUGAAAAAGCACUUCGCAUUUCUUUUAUGAUCAUGGAGAUAUUGAAGCGUCAUUUCAACUACACCCUGGGACCAUUAUUGCUAAUUUUAAUCGUGCCCAAUUUUAUUCUGACCCUGUGGUUUAUCGCUGUCAAAUGUGAUGGAAGUUUCAUUCAAUUCUAUAACGAGGCUAUUUCAAAAGGAGCAGAUAAAAUGUUUUUUACGAUUUGGAGAUCUGUGAACAUUAACAAUACCACAGCGUUGUCCGUUAUCAUUGGUUAUUCCAUUUGGGCGAUAUGCUUGCAUUUGCUAACGCCUGGUCCAAAAGUAAAUGGUCCUGUAACCCCUAAAGGAAAUGUUCCUGUUUAUAAAGAUAAUGGGUUCUAUAAUUUCAUCAUAACAAUGAUUGCAUUUGGUGUGUUAACAUACACAAGUAAAACAUAUUAUAAUGUCUCACCCACGUGGGUCUAUGAUCAUUUUGGUGACUUUCUAGUCAUUCUAAACGUAUGCAGCUUGUUACUAUGCAUUAUAUUGUAUCUUAAAGGGAGAUUUGCACCAUCUACCUCAGAUUCUGGUUCAUCUGGGAAUAUAAUAUUUGACUACUACUGGGGCACUGAGCUAUAUCCUAACAUCUUUGGUAUUGAUGUUAAGGUUUUCACAAACUGUAGAUUCGGAAUGACAGUUUGGCCGCUGUUAGUAACCAUAUUUGCUAUAAAGAAUUACGAAUUGUAUGGAUUCGUUGAUAGUAUGUGGGUGUCAUGGGCCAUCCAGAUGACGUAUUUUGCCAAAUUCUUUUGGUGGGAAUCAGGUUAUUACCGUACCACGGAUAUAAUGACAGAUAGGGCUGGUUUCUAUAUAUGUUGGGGCUGUUUAGUGUUCAUUGCUGGUUUCUACGCUUCAGUCUCCCUGUUCUUAGUUAACCAUCCAGUACGACUCGGCACUGCUCUGUCAUUAUUCAUUUUAGUUGUUGGCCUUGUCUCCAUCUGCAUCAACUACUUGUCUGAUAAGCAAAAGCAAGAUGUAAGGAAAACAAAUGGUGCUUGCUUAAUAUGGGGAUGUAAGCCAGACGUUAUAAAAGCCAAAUAUGUGUUAGAAAAUGGUAAAAAAUGCGAGAAUUUGUUGUUGGUUUCUGGCUGGUGGGGAAUUUCACGUCACUUUCAUUACGUACCAGAGUUAUGUCUAGCAUUCUGUUGGUCUGUGCCAGCUUUGUUCACUCAUGUUAUGCCUUACCUAUAUGUUAUUUUUCUGACCGUUCUGCUGAUUCAUCGUACUUUCCGAGAUGACGAGAAAUGCAAGAAGAAAUACACUGUUUACUGGAAUCAGUAUAUCAAGAAAGUUCCAUACAGAAUGAUACCUUAUUUACUUUAAAUCAACCUUAUGACUGUCCUCUAAAUACAUAAUCUUCAAAACAGGGCUUUCAAAACUAGGCAUACUAUCGCAACUGUGAAUGUUAUGUGCGUAAAAAUGUAUCAAAACACGUCUCACUUAAUUUCAUUGCUACAUAGUCACAAAAUUUUUACUUGUCAAUCAUUUUUCAUGUUUCUAGUGCAGAAACAUUUGCAGGCAGAAGUUUUUUUGUCGCAAAUUUUCCAAAAACACCAAUUCGCGAAAGUUCAUGUUGUGAAAAAAUUUUAAUACGACUUUUAUGUGAAAGUUUCUGUCUACGAUAGUUUCCGCACUAAAAGUAUACUUUUAAUACAAGAACCUAACGUUUCCAUACUACAUUCUCUUUUGUGUCCAUUAGCUACAAGCUGUGCGUACCAAAAUAUUUUUCACGAAAAAUCUGUGUACUACCAUUUGAAAAUAUUGAAAUGUUCAGUAUUUAACUUAAAUCUUCCAAAGUUUUUGUAGAUCGUUCUAAUUGUUCUUCCGAAGAAAGUUGUUCGUUAAUUAUCAAAGACUGGAAACAGGACAGUGGCUUCUUUAGAAAUAAAUAAAAAAACUAUUAGUAAGAAAAAGUAAGAAUUUAUCUAAAAAAGGAUUUCACGAAAAAUUCUUGUCAUCUGAUUUUUAGACUAUAUUGUAGAUCAGUUUUAAAGAAUAAAAAUUUUCAUUUUAUGCAUCUCUUUGUUUGUUGUUUACCAUUUUGUGAUUUUUCAUUUUUUUUUUUUUUUGCACCAGGCAUAACGAAGUAUAGCUAGACUACGAAAAAAAAGAGAAUGCUUGUCUUAAAGAAAUUCCUAGAUAUUUGAUAAUUUUUUUGAUACUUGAUCACUAAUACUCAAUUAAUAGUGAGUUGAGUUGUAACUUCAUUCAAACUUGUUUUUUGUUAAGCAAAUUUAUAGCAGCGAUAUUUAAGAAAAGAUGUUGUCUCAUGUUCUAGAAAUGGUAGGCAUAUCGAUUUGUUGUUUUUUAUAUCUAGUCAUUCUCGGCAAUUCUUUCGAUAGGUUUAUUCAUCUCCGUGAUACUUUCAUUGCAAAAAGAGCAGACUUUAUUUUUACAACAAUUGAACACGUGAAGUUUUUGAAAGAAUUAACACCAUUGAAUUAGCACCUAAAAUCAAAGUAAAACACUAUCUUUUGGAAUUUUGUAGAACACAGAAUCUCUGUCAAAGUUAUAUUUAGCGUAGGAAUAAUAACAAAUCGUCGAAGACGUGCCAAAGAGUAAAAACCAGACAUGUUGUUUCUUGGAGGCAAAAUUUGAAAACAAAAAACUAAAAUUGAUAUCAAAACAAAUCAAGAACAUAAUGUUGUAUGCUUGCUAAUUUGAAACAGUCGGCUUUGGUGAUAAACACAAACAAAGGAGCGAAGUUUUUUUCUGUCGAAGUUGUUGAUUUGUUCAAAUAAACUUAGCGUAAGCAUGUUAUACAUUAGCAUAUAUUUACGGAAAUGAAUUGAAAUUGGAAAUAACAGUCGUUCGGCUUGUGUGUUAAAAAUAUUACAAUAUCAAAAUGCAAUAUAUAAAAAAAUAAUAUUGGAUAAAACUGCAAGUUUGUGAUAAAGUUCAAAAACACAUAUUAAUUUGGUUGUGCAUAACAGAUUGCAAAACAGUUUAGUUUUUUAUUAAUCACCCGAAUAGCCGAACAUGUAUGAUUUAACUUUUCACCGAUAUUCAUUUAACCUAAAAAAUGGGGAAUUUCCUUACUGGUAAACGGGCAAACUAAUAACUCCUCCAAUAUUCGCCACUUGUAGGCUGCUAAAGCUCUAUGUUGGUAUGUGUAGUUCUGUUAAACAACGUGAAACAUGAUUCAGCUCCAUACCCACAUAAAUGAAAAAUCCUACCCACGUUCCCUGCAGAUUUGAUAUUUGAAGAGACGGGGACAAGACACCGUUUCUAGUGCAGCCAUAGAAGAAAAACUCAACCUACGACCGCUGAAGACUUGACAUUUCAAGAGGUGGGCAUAAGACGCAGUUUCUAAUGCGGUCAUGUAAAAUAAAAAUCCAGCCCAUGACCCGUAAAGACCUGAUAAUUUUUAAAAACGGCAUAUUAAGGGCAUUUUUUAUCAAAAAGUAGUAUUGCUUAAGAAUUUGGUUCUAUAACCUCAGAUCCAAAGUUAUGGUUUCAAAGAUAGUGUGUCUUAAGAAAAAAGAUCUUCAGUAACAGAAUUUGAAUCAUUCGAAAGCUUGACUAGGCACAAAUAUAGAUACCGUAUAUGUAAGCUGCUUGACCCCCCUCAUAUCUAGCCAAAAAUCAUCAACUUGCCAAUGCCAGCAGGUCGUGAAACUGCAACUUCUGCUUAUACGUAGGUAAUAUAAGCUGCGUUUGAAUUGUUGUGAACACAUCCAGAAUAAUAUUAGUGACUCCAAUUGAUGCCACUAUUAAGUAGGGUUCCUUAAAGAAUAAGUGUGCUUAAAACUUUAAUUGAAUGACUGAUGCUGUCUCAAACAGGUUUUGCUACAAAAAAAUUAAGGCAGUGUCAUCACGUACUGCUAAGCGACCGGACCAAUUUGUUGUUAUGGUCAAUUUACAGUUUAAACCCCAGCUGCACGCAUAGUUGCUUGUUUUUAUUUUUUAAGGACAGAUUUAUCCGGUUAAUUAGCAAUGAAAUUACAUAUCCUAUAUCAUAGGUUCUAAUCUGUCUGUACAUUGUAUUAUGUAUUGUCUAUGAUGUUCGCUUUAUUAUCAUUUUCAUUUUCAUUUCUUAUUUAUCAUCUUUCGUAAGUCUCUGCAUUCAACUUUAUUUAUCCGUUAUAUUUUGUAAACUAAACAAAUAAAAGUAUAAACAAUUUAGGUAAAUAAAAAUAAAAAUGUGUUUGUUGAAAAAUAAUAACUCAAAAAAUUUGAUAACUAAGAAUGUGAUUUAAAACAGAUUCUAACAUAUUCUCAAUAAGUUUUAAAUCCUUUUAUUUUCCAUUGUAUUAUGCAUUACAUGUAUGGAAAGCUGUGUAAAUAAAUCGGGUAAAGGUUGGUAUCUAUUUCAUUGAGUUUCAUGAUUUAAAAUUAGCAAUUUACCUAGAAAAAAUAUCGAUACCCAAUAACACAAAAGUAAAACUCAUAUCCAUAGCGCUUAACUAAGGCUGGCAAUAGCUUUUUUGAAAAGCCUAGGUCCUAACUUGUGCUUGCGAAAAGGAAUAUAAGGGAAGAAAAAUAACAGAUAAAACAUUCUAGUUUUUAAAUUUAAAGACAAAUCAUUCAACAUGUCGAAGCACAUUUGCAUUUUCUUCCUUGUUUUGAUGACUCUCAAUGUUGUUACAUCGAUAUACUUUGGCGGCAUACCUCAUCCAGGCAAACGAAGCAGUGUUGAGGAGGUGAUGACGUUGAAACGAAAUGCACAUGCAAAAGUUAAGCGGGCUCAUGUGGAGGGAGAAGGAGACGCAGAUUGUCAUAACACAAAACAUGGAUGUUGUCCAAAUGGAGUAACGUCAGCGCAAGGACCAGAUUAUUUUGGAUGUGCACAAUACGCAGCCCCAUAAACGGGAGACGAACAUAACAAUAAAGAAUGUAAUUAAUUUGUGGCAGAGAAUAAAAAUAAAUAUUUGUAACUACAACA
Molecule: messenger RNA, 5420 nt
Organism: Hydractinia symbiolongicarpus
Lineage: Eukaryota; Metazoa; Cnidaria; Hydrozoa; Anthoathecata; Hydractiniidae
Exons: 5
Coding region: 539-1858 (439 amino acids)
Biological process (GO): cholesterol biosynthetic process; brassinosteroid biosynthetic process
Cellular component (GO): endoplasmic reticulum membrane
Molecular function (GO): 7-dehydrocholesterol reductase activity
Source: RefSeq, a predicted model, not a curated record